Ectocarpus sp. CCAP 1310/34 is the source of this 2422-nucleotide messenger RNA. The record is from the annotation of a GenBank genome assembly. Lineage: Eukaryota; Phaeophyceae; Ectocarpales; Ectocarpaceae.
ACAGCAAAUUUGCCACGGAGCAAAUAAAAUGUAUCUACUUAGGGGUACCCAGACAAGGGAUUUUGACGCUGGCUCUUUUCUUAUACUUUAUAACAGUACAAAGAAAGAAAACAACCUUCCCGCCGGAGGAACCUGGUCCGUUGUGCUAGUAUCAGUAGAGGAUAUCAUCAAGAGGCGUCGUGCGUGCUGGCACGUUCAGGUAUACUACUGGGGCUGAAAUAUCGAAGGUCGCAGCAGCCUCUGAAAACGGUCCGAAAUCUGCGCCGGAACCAAGCGGAACCCAACACUUGUCACAGCGGUGCUCACCACCACGGACCGCAAACCCCUCAACUGCGGGUUGUCAGCAGUAGCUGGUGGCAUCAGCUACUGCUGUAAACCUGCAGUUCAGAAGAUUGGGUUCAGUGGCGGCGAGCACAAGCAGUACAAGACACUGGGUGUCGAUCUAACUUGCGGAGAUUUGCGGAGAUUGUGGGCCACUACAACGACACUCGAUACCACCACCACAGAAGAAGUUUUGAGCGCGCCAACACACCCCCCCGCUGCUAUAGGGUGUCCUCUAGUGAUAUUGGUGUAAUGGACCAGGUUCCUAGCAACACCGGCCUUAUUUGAGCGCCUUCCGUUUGGGCUCUUUUGACUUGAAUUUAGACUAGUGUGGAUUUUUAUCUUGGUUUCAAAGGAUGCGUGUGGAGGCCUGUGCUUGUCUUUUGUUUGUCGCGAGCUACAUAGCCGCCACAAAGCCAGGAUGGCUUCUGCGCUACACACAGUACGGCAUGUUUCCUGGCGGACCAGGACCAGUUCAUGCUCCCUGCUUGAAGCUGUAGGGAUGACUCCUUGUCGAUGUGCGAACGCGACGACGUCUGCGUCGAAACAUCAAUGCGGCGUACCUUCCCGAAGUGCAACAUACCACGUCAACCCCAGCAGUGCCAGCAGUGCUGCCAUCAGCAAGGUUCUUCCCCUGGGCAGAACCGUACCGAAGCAACAACGCCACUACUGCUGUUCCUUGCCGCGCAACCGCCCUGUAGUGUGUGAUCAUUCGCCCGGGCAGAGCCCCGCUGCUUUGGCACACUCGUUUUACGAUGCAGCUGCUGGGAUGACGAGAAGCGGGAGGAUUGGGCAGCGCUGCAGCACCGCUUCUGUUGGUUCCAUCCGAAAAUUCGGAGGGCAGAGCGUUGUACCGUGGGAGUUGGCGCUCUUUCUCGUGGACGAGAUGAAGGGGGAGAUGGUUCAGCCAGGUGCUGUGGUGUAUACGGCCGCGCUGGCCGAGUGCCGAUGGGCGGGGGAACAACGACACGUGGAUUAUAUCCUCAAGGAGAUGAAAGCGGAGGGACUGAACAUUGUGCCAGGCAUUCCAGGGGCGACAAAUGACGAUCCGCCCCCUUCACAAUCACCACCACUAUUCGGAAAGCUUCCCGAACCACCGCCCAACAGCGCCACGCCGCAACACCAGCCAGGAACCGGAGGACCAGAUCAACAUGCCGCUGCUGCUGCGGUCGUCGAGAAGAUGCAAGAAGCGGCAAGGACAGCGGAGGCCGCCCUCGCCACGGUGGAGACGAUGUGGGCGAGAGCGCAACACGACCCGUCCCCGGCGACGUGUCGGGCGGCGCUCGACGCUUGCGCGGCGGGCGGGCAGUGGGAGCGUGCGCUGUCGUUGGUUCGGGAUGCUGCUGCGGCAGUAACGGUGUCGGCCGGGCCCGGCGCAAGCGUCCCCAGCGACAGGACAGAAGGAGAGGAGGGCGGUGUUCCUGGGAGGGUGGAGGCUCUGGCGCUCGAGGGAAGGUGGGAUGACGCGCUCCUGUUGGUGCAGGGGAAGGCGUGUUCGUCUGAGGGUGGGGGCGAUGGCGUCGAGGAGGGGAACCGAUAGCCUCAGGUGGCCUUGACGAAGGGUAGCUCUCCGCGGGCGGCAAAAUGAAAGGGUUAUGUAGAUACCCCUGUGAUGUGCGUGGUUGCUGGUCGGGCGGCCGAGGGAGGCUGAGAGGAAUGCUCGGAAGGAGUCUCUCAUGUUGCAACCUCGAGGGCGCCCGCCCCGACGUGCAGCUGAUCCCCAGAUUGGGGUAUUUGUUUCGAUUUGAUGGGGGAGUGGAGGGGUCAAGCACUGGAGCACCGGAAGGAUUAAAUCCUUUCGUGGCGAUUAUGGCUGGCCUCCUUAUCAUCGACGGGUGGAAGCUUCUCGUGUUCGAUUCCCCGUUGAAUCGCGACGGGUGGGGCUGGUACGUUAAAUCGCGCAUUUCUGUCUGCACAUCGAUGCAGACGGCACGAACCUUCGGUUGUCUUGUGUAUCACUCCAGUUGCACACACUGGUAGCGAAUAAGGUCAGGCUGCUUGAUGAACUUUGCAUGGAAAGGGGUAUUGUGAUUGUGGAGGGGAAAUGCUUAUUUCGGACGAAUGCAACAACGAGAGAGAAUGCGACGAAACAGCUGGUGAC